UUUUCCAAGGAUCUGGUAUCCUAAAUGCUACACGAUGGUUGUUUGGUGCGUCGCUGAUCAGUGCGGUCAGAGAAGGGAAAUCAUAAUGAAUGAAAUCCCGUUGUGCCCCCGUGAACUGUUCACUUGAAGUUGUCGCACUAUAGACAUGAGCCUGCAGAGCAAUGUCAUGCUGGAGUUGGCAGACCAGGCUUUCCUAGCCGGAAACUUUGAAUUGGCCGCGGAUAUCUACGAGUGUCAGCUUCGGGAUUUCGGGGAGCCGGCCACUCAGCGGGAGCUGCUUCUCAGGAGGGCCGAUGCCUUAGCGUUUGGGGGGAGGCUGAGUGAAGCCUUUGAGAUCUAUAGGAGAGCCUCGAAGUUGGAGCGGCUGAGACCGGAGCAGCUGCAAAGGCUCACCGAGUGUCUCAGCCACAGCAUCCGGAGCAGAGGGGUGAUUGACAGCCCUAGGAGCCAUCAAGGUUGGACUUGUUACGAAGAGUUCGCGUGCCGAAUCUGUCAGGGCUUCCUUUACGAGCCUGUCACACUGCCUUGUGGACACACGUACUGUAAAAAGUGCCUGGAUAGAGAUCAGGGAAGGGGUUGGGCAGCGGGCUGCAAGGAGUGCAAGGACACCAGCAAAGCUGCAGAAGUGACAACCCACCGGGUCAACGUCCUUCUUGGAAGCCUACUGGCCAAGUGGUUUCCAGCUCAAGUCUUGGCGGUGCAGCUCCGACAUCAGGGUAAUGUGCUAUACGCAGAGAAAAGGAUUGACGCGGCACUGGAGAAGUACAAUGAAGCAAUACGCCUAGCUUCCAGAGACCAUGUACUGUUUAGCAACCGGUCACAAAUAAAUUGUAAUUUGAAAAAAUAUGAAAAUGCACUAAAUGAUGCUGAGAUUGCAUGUUUUCUGCAGCCACUUUCACUGAAGGGACACUUAAGAAAAGCACAGGCACUGACUUUUCUUCGUAAAAGUGAAGAAGCUUUAACCGAAUACCUGUUCUGUAUAGCCUUGGACCCUGAAAACAAGAUUGCAAAAUUGGAAGCUCAGAAGCUUCUGAGUAAUCUCUUUGCUCCAGUCCCAGAGGACGUUCAGGAAAGAAUUCCAGACUGCGUGCGCCUCCUUUCACCUCGAGCAAGAUUGAAGGAAGGCACACAGCACACCCUAACUUGGGAGAGCAGCACACCUUCAGGUUUUUAUAAUGAACAUUUCAGAAAACGAUGCCUCCUGUCAUCUCAAGGAAAACUCCUAUCAGUCAGUCUGGAAAAGGCAUCUGAGGUAACCAGCACCAUAUCUUCAGAAGACCAAAGCCAAGCAGUAGGAACAGAGGAAGAUCUUCGUCCACGUGAAUUUAGCAGAAAAAGGAAGCACAAUGUGGAAGAUGAAGAGACUGCAUAUGGCUUAGGAGUGCUUAGUAAACAUGCAAAACUUGAGUCAGCGCUGAACGAAGUGCCCUCCCGGUGCAGCCCUGUGAUAGAUGCCAGUGACCUGGAGUGCCCCCUGUGCAUGAGGCUUUUCUACGAACCUGUUACAACACCCUGUGGUCAUACGUUCUGUCUGAAAUGCCUAGAAAGAUGUCUGGAUCACAAUGCCCAGUGUCCUCUGUGCAAAGAGGGCUUCUCCGAGUACCUGGCACAGAGGAAGUAUAGCAAAACCUUUUUAAUGGAGGACCUCAUUGCUAAAUAUCUACCGGAAGAACUGGUGGAGCGACGAAAGGUUUAUGAGGAGGAGAUGGCAGAGCUGUCCAAUCUGAACAAGAACGUGCCUAUUUUUGUUUGCACUAUGGCCUUCCCCACAGUACCCUGCCCACUGCACAUUUUUGAACCCUGUUAUCGACUGAUGAUUCGGAGGUGUAUGGAGACUGGCACAAAACAGUUUGGGAUGUGCCUCAGCGACCCAGUCAAGGGAUUUGCAGAUUAUGGCUGUAUCUUGGAAAUACGGAAUGUGGAGUUUUUUGCUGAUGGGCGCUCUGUGGUUGACACCAUUGGAAAGAGGCGUUUUAAAGUAAUUGAGCACAGCCAGAGAGAUGGCUACAAUACAGCUGAUAUUGAAUACCUAGAGGACAGGAAGGUGGAGGGUGAAGAACUGGCCAUGCUGCUGACGCUUCAUGACACAGUUUAUGAUCAAGCUAUUAUGUGGAUUAAUUCCCUGAAGUCAGAACAGAAAGAGAGAAUAGUAAGCCACUUUGGGCCCAUGCCUGAGAAGGAGCCAGAACCUCAGAUGAGUCCCAAUGGUCCAUCCUGGUGCUGGUGGUUGCUUGCCGUCCUGCCUCUGGAAGGCCGAGCUCAGCUGCCUUUCUUGGCUUUAACAGCACUGAAGGAUCGACUCCUUGGUAUUCGUCGAGUGUUAAUGUUCAUGUCACGCAAUCGCCUUCGAUGACACAAGGCCUGAACAGCUUUUCUAUGUGUAUAAUUGAAACACCAGGACUGUGUUUUUACACUACAUUGACUUCCCUUGUAGUUGAACGAAGUUCAAAACAAAAAAUUUAAAGUACAGUAUAAAUAAUGUGUCUUUUAGGUUAUCGCCCUCCUCCCACAAUAGUGGGCUAAGAUAAUCUUUGAAGUGAACUUCAUAUGAAUGCAGUGACUCUUAUAAAAACAGCUCAGCACCUCAUAUGCAAAAGAAGGUGACAUUUGUGCUUUGCUCUUAUUGGCUGUCACCAACUGGGCUUCCUUCAGUAAUAACAACCAUUAGGUAUGUUUAUACGUUAUCACACAGCUCUGCUUCCUGAAAAAUGCCUAAGGGUGCUUCCAGCUAAAAAAAAUAGACACAGCAAAUGACUCGGGCACUACAAAAUGUGCUCAUCUUUGUUAAGCACUGGAUUAUCGUCUUAACCCUACCAGGAAUCCCUUUUCUUUGUAAGUCUGUAAGUUGGAUCUUUUCAAGGCUGGGUCACUUUAAAUGAGGUAAAUACAGAGGUUGCUAAUCUGAAAACUGGGGUGACUGUAAGAUUCUGCAUAGUUUAUGGUUUAGCUGUACAAUCGGAAGAAACAUGAAAAUUUUAGCCUUUGCUAAUGUAAAACUUGAUAUCUAGUCAAAUUAUGUCAAGACUGUAUACACCUUUUCAUAAGAUCUUGUAAACAACAUUUAAGUAAAAAUCACAUAAACCAAUAGAUGUUUUUAAGCAAAAUAAUCUCAAAUAAAAAAAUCAAAGAGAAUGCAUUGACAAUGCAUAUCCAUAGUGUUUGUAUGUAUUACUCACAUAUUAAAUUUUUAGCACCCUAGUAGGUAGCGUGCCCAGAUUACCAUGUGCUGUCAUCUAAAUUCCCAGUAAAUAAAUAUAAGGGUUAGGGUUAGGGUUAGGGUUUCAUGCUAAUUCGGGAGAGAGGGUUAAUCUUUUGUUGUUUUUGCCCUAAAAGUGAAGUCAAAGAAUGCAAACUACAUUGGACUUGCACACAAUACACUCCCCUAUCAUGCUUAGCUACCCCUCAAGACACAUUUUCAAGCCUCCUUUACCUAAUAUAAUAUUUUUAAUUCCAUAAGCUUUUUUACUAUACUUUUCCUUCAUGCCAUACCACAUGCAUUUCAGAAGAAGUCACCCACCAGACACUAAGCAUGUUCAGGCCCAGCCAGUACUUGGAUUGGAGACCAUCUAGGAAAAAGCUUAAGUUGCUGCUGGAAGAGGUUUUGGUGAGGCCAGAAGUUGGUGAUUACCCUGUAGUCUGAAUGUGGAUACCAAUGCUCCAGUGCAGUGAUGGUUACAAUGUGCUGUAAAAACAUAAACAUAAAACCGAGGUCCUGACUGUCUGUGGCCAUAACAGAUCCCUGGGCAUCCAUCGUAAAAAGUAGGGUGUAUCCCAAAGUCCUGGCUAAAUUGCCCACCAUGACCUGGUCAUUCUGGCCCCAUAAUCCCUGUCUCUAAUUAGUUGACUACCUCACCUCUUCACCACCUAAUAGCUAAUGUGUGGAAAGUGUACUGGCACCAAAAUGACUGCCGUUGCAUAAUCCAGGUGAAUGCUACACAUUAGUGGUGGUUGAAGCAGCUCCCCCACUCACUAUGUAAAAGCACUUUAAGAAGUGAGAAAAGCACUAUAUAAAUGCGAAGAACUAUUAUUAUUAUUAGUCAUGAUUAGAAAAUCCUGCUAUAUUUAUGGGGAAGGACUUCAACACAAUGUUUUCUAUCCAACUUAAUUGAAUUCAUUGUUGGUGAGGGUGGCCACAAGGGCUGCAUGGUAUGAUUAGAGACCAUUCAAAACAACAGAAAUGAGACACAUUUUUAUUCCAGUCACCAUCUAUCAUACUUAAAAAGAGGUACUCUAUUGCAUGAAAUCACUGAGGAAUUUCAAGCCUUGAGUUGUAACAAAAUGUUUCAACGCAGAACUGUGGUAGGUGUUGUUGGGCAGUGGAAAAGAGGAUCAGUUAGUUGGUGCCGUUAUACCUAUUGAACAUUGGGUGGAUAUAGCAGAGUAGUGUUUUGGUUUAUUAACAUUUAAAUACUUUGAUGGGACAUAUUCCUUACAGAUAUGAAUAUGGCUAGAACACAUUCAUGGUUUAUGGAUGAUGUACAGACAGGCUUACAUCUUUACGUGCCCGCAUGAGGAUUGCAUUUAUAUCUCUAGAUGUUUUCUGCACAAACCUUAUUUGUAUGUUUAAAGCAAUAAAUAAUAAUAAAAUUAAAGAAGUCAAACUUCUCUGAACAAGUGUUGCUCAUUGUGGGCAUCUGCAGUACAUUGUAUAGUAAUAGUGUGUCUGUGCACUUCAGUAAAGCAUACAUAAUGGUUCAAAAAUAAAGGCAUGUACAAGAAGGCUAGACUAUUGUUUAAGAUGGACCUCUCAAAAGAUGAAAUUACUGUUACUGUGUACCUUCAAUUGAUUAUUAUACUUUAAAAGAGGUAAUUGUUAAAUAAAUGGGUCAUGAGGUAGAGAGUUUCCUGGUCAAACACUGAUCCAGUGAUAACACCGUUGCUUCACGUUUGUACACCGCAUUGCAUGCCAGCACCCUCCUCCAUGCAGACUGAAGCUUGGCUCUGUGUUUACCUCAGUGCAAUGUAAAAUAUGUGCUACCAAAGCAAGAGUAUUUGUUAAGAGACAUGAAUGUAUAAUUUCAUUUGCUGCUAUUCUAUUUUGGAUACUUUUUCUAUGAAAGGACAUUCAUUUAACCUCUGCAAGAUUAAACAUUUUUUUUUCCUGUCUGUUACGCGUGAUGUUAGCCAAGUUAAUGACCUCAUCAUCCCUUAGCUUUAAGUACACAGUCUGUAUGGAUAAAAAAUUUUACUAAAAGGAGAAAAGAAAAACAUCAUUUCACAGUAGCUCCACUUCAGUAACUCAAUAGAAGUAUUAUAUACAAAUUUGGCUUAAUAAUAUUAUGGCCAUUAAGUUUGAUUUAAAAGGUUUUAAAUGAAUAACCAUAUUUUUUUUGUUUGUUUACAUGUUUCUGAGGUUGGUCGGUCACUUGAUGCCACUUUACAAGUCCAUUCAUCCCAAAGUUGUAGUUCUGUGCUAUGUUUUAGCUGGAAGUACUACCAUCUAUGAUAAACCAAUCUUUAUUAUUAUUUUUAUUUUUUUUGUAAUAUUGUAAAAGCACCUUUUGUUAUUUCUCUUGAAGCAAUAUAUUUUGUUAAGUACACAACCUUUUUGUAUAUUAAAUGAAAAUGUUCUCAAGUA
Erpetoichthys calabaricus (reedfish) is the source of this 5578-nucleotide messenger RNA. RefSeq names its product LON peptidase N-terminal domain and RING finger protein 3-like. The record is from RefSeq and is a predicted model, not a curated record. Gene Ontology annotation, molecular function: protein binding. The transcript has 12 exons. The coding region runs from base 146 to 2353 and encodes 735 amino acids. NCBI's taxonomy places the organism in Eukaryota, Metazoa, Chordata, Cladistia, Polypteriformes, Polypteridae.